Messenger RNA from Myripristis murdjan (pinecone soldierfish), 2095 nucleotides. RefSeq names its product RNA binding motif protein 12Ba (gene rbm12ba). The transcript is spliced from 2 exons. NCBI's taxonomy places the organism in Eukaryota, Metazoa, Chordata, Actinopteri, Holocentriformes, Holocentridae. Bases 168 to 1820 code for a protein of 550 amino acids. The record is from RefSeq and is a predicted model, not a curated record. Gene Ontology annotation, molecular function: RNA binding.
GCCGAGGCAGAGAAGAAGACGACGGGCACAAAGCGUGGGACCCGAGCGGCGAGGUCACACGAGAAUCACAACUUCGCAGCGGGAACAGGAGCGAUCCUAAAAUAAGGCACGGAUGCGUGUAUUUGUAUGGUUACUCGCUCUGAUAUUUUCCAACCAGCUAUGAAAAAAUGCCGAUAAUCCUGCGAUUACAAGGUCUGGACGUGAAGGCAGGCACAGAGGACAUUAGGAAAUUCUUUGAGUCUCUUUACAUUCCUGAAGGAGGAGUGUAUAUUGUAGGAGGAAACUUGAGAGAAGCGUUCAUUGCCUUCACCACUCAAAGAGAUGGCCAGCUUGCCAUGCGCCGCACUGGGAAUUUUCUCAAAGGGUCUAAGGUUUCUCUACACAUCAGUAGCAUGGACGAGCUGGAGCAGAAAUUGACAUCAAAGUUGAAGAAGAAAGCCACUUCUCCACCGCCACCUCCAGUCCUGAAGCCUCAGCCCUCAGCUGCGGAUCAAGCGCCUUCGAACGCAACCUCAGCCGAUCCUUGCACCGCUCUCCUGCUGGGGCUCGUCACGGUUCUCCAAGGAUUUCAGUCACACGAGCAAGAGGAGAACAAUGAGGCAGUGUCACCCGUAGAUGCUCCCAAAGCUGAUAGCCCAGGUGUGGUUUCUGAUCAGACUCCAGAAGAAGCUUGUAAGUUGAGGCCGGGCUACGUCAGAUUAUUUGGUCUGCCGGCGUCUGUUACAAAAGAGGAUAUCUGCCAUUUCUUCAAGGGGCUUCUUGUUCAGGAGGUCAUAGUGAAUGUAAAGCUGGGGCUCGGUCGCGCUUGCCUUGUGAAGUUUGCCAACUUCCGGGAUGGAUGUGACGCUCUUCACUUCAACAAUCAGCUGCUGGGCUCCAUCCAUGUGGAGGUCCGCGGAGCAUCUGAGAAAAUGUGGACCAGUGCGUUGCAGGAAUGUGAAAACUCACACAACUUGGAAGAAACAGCUGAGGAGGAAGCACCCACAGAUAUACAAAAUAAUCCUAAAACAAGACCACCUUGUGAUCCACUGAAGCCCAGGCGAGGCCCUCUUGAGGAAACCGAAUCCCACAAACAACAAUCCACUUCCAAAGUUCAGACCAAGAGGCGCUCAAAUGACUCUUUAGACAUGCAGCCACAAAAGAAGCCCAGAUAUGACUGUGACUCCACAAAUGGCAUGUCACCGCCUAAGGAGUGCACGGUCAUGGUGAGCAACCUGCCAAACAAGAUAACAAAGACUGAAAUAAAAGAGCUGUUUGGAUGUCCAAGCAUUCCACACAACAAGAUAUUACACCUUCUUGAUAAGGAAGGCAACAGAACAGACACAGCAUUUCUCACUCUUGACCGCACUGAGGAUUAUGAUUAUGCUCUGAAUCUCAAUGGUUGCCAUGUAGGGUCCCAGGCCAUUGAGGUCUCAGCAAUCACCAAGGAGAGGAUGGAGGACAUGUUGGCCACUUCCAAAGCUGGGUGUGUUUGGAAACCCCUGAACAUAAGGUUAAAGGGAAUGAAGAAACCAAAGACUGGAAGACCGGGCAUUAACCCGGCAGCGCAGACAUGCCUGUUUGUCAGGAACAUGCCAGCAGACGUACGGAAGAGUCAGCUAAAAAACUUUUUCCGCAAAUAUGAACUGGUGGAGGAUAAUAUAUUCCUAUUGCACGACAGUGAUGGUAAUGGUAUUGGUGAGGCUGUGGUUCAGUUUAAAUCACAGAAACUCGCUGCACAGGCUCAGGGGCUUCACGGUCAAGUCUUCCUGGGUACACAAGUGCUCCUUGCCCGCAUAAAUGUGAAGCAAAUGAGAGAGAUCUUAAUGCAAACAUUUUGAGGUACAGGAAUUCCUUCCAUGGCAGUCUAACAGAACGUUGUUAAAUGUUGAUGCCGCCACUGAAGCAAUAUUGUGGGAGUAUCUUAAUUUUUCCAUUAAAUUCAUAUUAUUUUUGAAGACUAAGCUGUAUUUCAUCGAGCUGGUAAACUCGUCUUUACUAUCAGUGUUUAAGCUAAGACAAAGCUUUGAAUGUUUAAUUAUGAGAUGUUCUUCUUGACAUUCCCUAUUGGUGAGCAACUUUUAACUUUUCACAGUUUAAAAUAAAUGUUGCCAAA